Nyctereutes procyonoides (raccoon dog) is the source of this 5070-nucleotide messenger RNA. RefSeq names its product RIC8 guanine nucleotide exchange factor B (gene RIC8B). The coding region runs from base 90 to 1772 and encodes 560 amino acids. Gene Ontology annotation, cellular component: plasma membrane; cytoplasm. The record is from RefSeq and is a predicted model, not a curated record. The transcript has 10 exons. Gene Ontology annotation, biological process: G protein-coupled receptor signaling pathway. Gene Ontology annotation, molecular function: G-protein alpha-subunit binding; guanyl-nucleotide exchange factor activity. NCBI's taxonomy places the organism in Eukaryota, Metazoa, Chordata, Mammalia, Carnivora, Canidae.
ACGAGCGAGCGAGCGGGGGCGCGAGGCGUUUACCUGGAGGCAGCGGCUUGGGCGCGCAGAGCGGCCGCGGCUCCCCCGCACCUGCGGCCAUGGAUGAGGAGCGCGCCCUCUACAUCGUCCGGGCCGGCGAAGCGGGGGCUAUCGAGCGGGUCCUGAGGGAUUACAGCGAUAAGCAUAGGGCUACUUUCAAAUUUGAAUCAACAGAUGAAGAUAAAAGAAAGAAACUCUGUGAGGGGAUAUUUAAAAUCCUUGCAAAGGACAUCCCAACAACAUGUCAAGUGUCCUGCCUGGAAGUUCUCCGCAUUCUCUCCAGAGACAAAAAGAUUUUAGUUCCUGUAACAACCAAGGAAAAUAUGCAGAUACUGCUGCGACUAGCCAAGCUAAAUGAGUCGGAUGAUUCUUUGGAGAAGGUGUCAGAGUUCCCAGUUAUUGUGGAGUCAUUAAAAUGUCUGUGUAACAUAGUGUUCAACAGUCAGAUGGCACAGCAGCUUAGUCUGGAACUUAACCUUGCUGCAAAGCUCUGUAACCUCCUGAGAAAGUGCAAGGACCGAAAGUUUAUCAAUGACAUUAAGUGCUUUGACUUGCGCUUGCUCUUCCUCCUAUCACUUUUGCACACCGACAUCAGAUCACAAUUGCGCUAUGAGCUCCAGGGACUACCGCUGCUGACCCAGAUCUUGGAAAGUGCCUUUAGCAUCAAGUGGACCGAUGAAUAUGAAUCGGCCAUAGACCAUAAUGGACCUCCUCUCUCACCUCAGGAGACAGACUGUGCCAUUGAGGCCCUCAAAGCUCUCUUCAAUGUGACAGUAGACAGUUGGAAGGUGCAUAAAGAGAGUGAUUCUCAUCAGUUCCGUGUCAUGGCAGCUGUCCUUCGCCAUUGUUUACUAAUCGUAGGUCCAACUGAAGACAAAACAGAAGAGCUGCACAGCAAUGCAGUCAACCUUUUAAGCAAUGUUCCGGUCUCUUGUUUGGAUGUUCUCAUUUGUCCAUUAACCCACGAAGAAACGGCCCAAGAGGCAACGACACUAGAUGAACUGCCCAGUGAUAAAACGGCUGAGAAAGAAACUGUUUUGAAAAACAAUACCAUGGUAUACAAUGGUAUGAAUAUGGAAGCCAUUCAUGUUUUACUCAGUUUUAUGGAGAAGAGAAUAGACAAGGGAAGUAGCUAUAGAGAAGGUCUAACUCCAGUUCUCAGCUUACUAACAGAAUGUUCCCGAGCCCAUCGAAAUAUCAGAAAAUUUCUCAAAGAUCAGGUAUUACCACCAUUGAGGGAUGUGACAAAUCGACCUGAAGUUGGCUCAACUGUGAGAAAUAAGCUGGUGCGCCUCAUGACACAUGUUGACCUUGGAGUCAAGCAAAUUGCUGCUGAAUUCCUUUUUGUGCUUUGCAAAGAGAGAGUGGAUAGCCUGCUGAAAUACACUGGCUAUGGGAAUGCUGCAGGACUGUUGGCGGCCAGGGGCCUUUUGGCUGGAGGAAGAGGAGAUAAUUGGUACUCAGAGGACGAGGACACAGACACUGAAGAAUACAAAAAUGCAAAACCAAACAUUAAUCUUAUCACUGGUCAUUUAGAGGAACCAAUGCCAAACCCCAUAGAUGAAAUGACAGAAGAACAAAAAGAAUAUGAAGCCAUGAAACUUGUCAACAUGCUUGAUAAACUUUCCAGAGAGGAGUUGCUUAAACCAAUGGGACUGAAGCCCGAUGGGACAAUCACGCCUUUGGAGGAGGCCCUCAGCCAGUACUCUGUCAUCGAAGAGACCAGCUCGGACACAGACUGAGAACGUCAUUUGCCCAGCACUCAGUACUGCUUUUAUUAGCAUCUUUUCUCUGUAGCUCCAGGGGAGUCUUUUCUCUAAAACAUUUAUGCCCUUGCUUUGGCUAGAAACACAUUAACUGGUUUACUCGUUGAGAAUCCAGCAUAUUUAAGAGGUGAUCCUGUGUUUUUGCGAUACCGAGGCAUUCGUCCAGAGCUGCAGGUAGAUGGAGUGGCAAGGGCUAACCACAGGAAAGAGGAAUUCCGUUUCAUCAGGAUGGAACUGCAGGACUUCAUCCUGUAAAGCAGCCCCAGUUGAAUCUGGCCGUUCUGUUUGCAAAGGUUCUUAGAAGAUUGAGUCGUGGCCUUCCUCUCGCUUGUGAAAGCUGCCCCUUCUGAAUCUCUCCAGCAGACGGAGGCGCGUCGGCAGCAGAGCGAGCUGCUAAGGGCUGAGGCAAGUGACCUGUUAGAUCAGGACCGACUACAUGGAAGCCAAGCAGCUGCUCCAUAAACCUAGCCCCACUCUUCAUUUCAAUUUUGUACAAAUAUGUGGAAAUGCACACACAACAUGCACACACACAGCCCCAGACUUACAAACAGAUUACAUUCUAAAAGUUUGUAGGUCCCUUAUCGAGAACUUCAGAAUACAUUUCUCCCUAUAAAGGGUUAUAAAUGAUGGUUUAGUUCUGAGGCAGCUACAGAUGCCUAUUUAUUCCCUUAUGUACCUUAACACUAGUAGCAUAGAACUGAACCCCCAUCUGUAUCAUUGCAUGGGAGCAUGCAUUCUGAGGUCUAACUCGGGGUGCCAGGAACACACAUCCUCCAACCCAGCAGAGGGGAUGGGGUCUCCCGGCACACUGGGAGUUCUCUCGUGGCCUCCGCCAGGGAUGGAGGAAGUCAGCAGCACCCAUUUGUACAUAUAGGUCAUUCAUAUGUCACAGGUUUUAAAUUGGGGACUGUGUGUGCGCUUGUGUGUGUGUUCUACUUUCUAUCGUAUGUGAUCAGUUUAAUGGUAACUUUAUUUAUUUAAAAAAAAGAAACACAGAUAGUUACUGUUAAACUGAUUAAGGCUGUUUAUUUUUACUUUUAGAAUUGGUCAUAUGAAGAAGUAGAAUAUGAAUCCUGCAAUAGACAGUGGGCCUAGCUAAUCAGUGGCUAAAGCUGAAAGGGGUUGGUUUCCUUUUAUUAUAUAUGUAUGUAUGUAUACAUAUACAUACAUAUAUACAUAUAUACACAUAGAUAAUGUGCUUAACCACUGCCUUUUAAAACUUUAAAUUAAAUAAAACAUUGGGGUUGAUUCAAUUUAGCCAUCUGUGUGUGUUUCUUUAUAGAUACAUGGGGUAAACAAUAUUUCAGAGUUUAUGCUUUUCUAAAGUGCUUUCACAUCCAUUACCUCCCUUACCACAGUAGCCCUUUUAAGGAUAGGUAACAUACACAGAGUAUUAGUGGAAAAUGUCAUUUAUUCAGAGAUCCCUUCUCUGACAAAACAACAGUUCAAAAAUGGACUUUUUAAAGGCCUUUGAGCUGCCAAAAGAGAUCACCAGAGUCUCUUGCUCAUAGGAGAGAUCCUCAAGAAUCUCUCUUUUCACCUCUUUACUAAAAUUUGCAUGUUUCUAGCAGGUUAUCUGGCUUUCAAGCCCAUAAAAAAAAAAAAAUGGCAGAGGAGACGGCUGCUUGAUAGAAGGCAGGUCUACCAAGAGCCACUGAAGGCCAGCUGAAAACCAGAUAGGAAGGUAGGGAGGAGGAGGAGAUCUACACCAGGCAUCGCAAGUCUGGGACAGCCUGGUUCCCAGAGGACACUGGUUGGCCCAGAAGGAUCUGUACCUACAAUAUGGCCCAUUGACAAAUUCUCACAGAGAGGACCCAGAGUUUAUUUUUAAAAACCUAAGUAAAUCCAAAAUACUCCAGAAUAAAAGGCUAGAAAGAAUACAAUACACUCCCUUUAGGAUCUUCAUCCAGAUAGUUGGAAAAGUGGUAGGUGGCCCAUUUUUAACACUAAAUAAAAUGAAAUUUGGCAAUUCAUAAAUUUAGAUUAUGUGAAAAAAAGUUUAGACAAAGUAUUUUUGUUACUUCAUUCUACAAAUGAAUUUUAAAGUAUUUUUAUAAUUUCUACAGUCCAAUAGCUUUCUCGUAAGUGUCAGCUUCCCUAAAUGAAGAUCUGUUUACUGGAAUAGCAUCUUGCCAGCUUAUGCAGGCUAAGUGUUUGAACAGUCCUGGUUAAGUAGCUGUGCUCUUGUGCUUUCAAGGAGUUAGUUUCACUUUGAGUUUCCCCUGCACUGGGUACUAAGCACUAAGCUUUGUUUUUGAAGAGACCAUUUGCAGGGGGAGUGGAAGGACCUCAUUUUGCCCCUGGAAAGAGAAUGAACAUCUGCUAAGUGCUUUCUACCUGCUGGGCUUUUCAGGUCUCUUAUGACAUGUAACCUCAUCUCAUCUCUUGUUAGAGAUCUUCUCUGGCAGGCCUCAGUUUCCCAGUGUCCUAGCAAACAGGAGUCCAAGUCUGGCACCUCCCUCCCUCCCCUCACCACCCUGACCACCUGGGUCCUCACCGUGCCUCCUAGGACCCUGGAGUGCUGGAGGGCAGGCAUUCUCAGGCCAUUUUAAGCAAUAACCACGUCAGAAGAACCAGUUUAAGGAACUUUGUAAGCAGGGAGGUAACCUGGAAUUGAUCUGUGAGUGAAAGAGUUGCUCAGGGCUGGAUUUCAAACAAGGACCUGGAAUUCUUUAGGUGAGAGACCAGGACUGCAGACUUCCCCCAGACAGAUGCUUGCCGAGGUGGCCCACAGUAGGGAUGAGGAGGGUACAGUGGCCAUCCGUGCUCUGUGGUCCCUCAUGUCCACAGCCCUGCUGCUCCGGGGCAUGCGAGCAUGUACUAAAAUAAGCUACUAGAGCUGCUGCUGUAGAGUAACAACUGCCAGAUGCUUGGGGCCCCUUUCCCAUACCCAGUGGUCCUGGGAGGGGGGAGACAGGUGUUUACUUCCCUCCUUUAUAAACAGUGACACUGCCCGAGGCGGUACAAGUACAGUGUAUCCCCUUACCACAUCAGUCUCACUGCCUCCCAGUACUAGGUGUAAGGUGUCACCUGUAUGGACUUCUCCCCACCACCACCUCUCCCAUUAUGAAAGUAAUAUAUGUUCAUUAUGAAAAGUUUGGAAAAUGCAGAAAAUUAAAGUUAAUUCACCCAAAUCCCACCACCAAGAUAAUCACUGUUAAUGUUUUAGUGUAUUUCUGUCCUGUAUAUUUUCUAUGCAUAUAUAAUUUAUUUUAUUACAAGACUGGGAUCAUACUGUAUUUACAGAUUUGUAUCCUGCUUUCUUCUUUAACAU